Messenger RNA from Malurus melanocephalus (red-backed fairy wren), 3416 nucleotides. It is a transcript of the gene ATF3, whose product is annotated as activating transcription factor 3. Gene Ontology annotation, cellular component: nucleus. The transcript has 4 exons. Lineage: Eukaryota; Metazoa; Chordata; Aves; Passeriformes; Maluridae. Gene Ontology annotation, molecular function: RNA polymerase II cis-regulatory region sequence-specific DNA binding; DNA-binding transcription factor activity, RNA polymerase II-specific. Gene Ontology annotation, biological process: regulation of transcription by RNA polymerase II. The record is from RefSeq and is a predicted model, not a curated record. Bases 148 to 693 code for a protein of 181 amino acids.
AACCCGGGCGAGCGGCAGAGGAGCGGGGAGCCGAGGGAGCUGCUCUCCCGCUGAAGGCGGCGGAGCGGCGGCGGCGGCAGCGCGGCGGGGCGGCUGCGGAGCCCCUUCCCUCCGGCCGGGAAAGCGGCGGCAGCGGGAGGAAGCAAAAUGAUGGUCCAACACUCAGGCCAGGUAUCUGCAUUAGAAGUCAGCGCCUCCGCAAUUGUUCCCACUUUGUCCCCUGUAGGGUCACUGGGGUUUGAUGAUUUCACAAAUUUAACCCCAUUGGUGAAGGAGGAGCUGAGGUUUGCCAUUCAGAACAAGCGUCAGUUCCACAGGAUGUCUUCCACGUUGGACACAGUGACAGUUUCUGAAAGACCCGUUGAGACAUCGGUGAUGAAAACAGAGUUUUCUCCUGAAGAGGAUGAAAGGAAAAAAAGAAGAAGGGAAAGGAAUAAAAUUGCUGCAGCAAAGUGCCGAAACAAAAAGAAGGAAAAAACAGAAUGUUUGCAAAAAGAGUCAGAGAAGCUGGAAACCAUCAAUGCAGAGCUGAAAGCCCAGAUUGAGGAGCUGAAGAACGAGAAGCAGCAUUUGAUAUACAUGCUGAACCUGCACAGGCCCACCUGCAUAGUGCGUGCACAGAAYGGAAGGACACCCGAGGAUGAAAGAAAUCUUUUUAUUCAACAGAUCAAAGAAGGCACRUUACAAGGUUAAGUGAUAUGGCAGACAUGGAAAUGUUUAUAAUGUUUUGAACAGCUACCAGAAUCCAUGGGGGAGUCUGACACAAUGUGUAGGAUUCUAUUAGUCAAGAGCCUUUAGGAAGGGCAGAUUGCUUUUGUAAGCGGAAAGAAUCAUUUUGGCUUGACAGCGAUCCUUGCCCUUGGAAGAUCUGGCCUCAAUCAAAUUGAAGAGCCUUCUGCCUCCAAUAUAGGGUUUGCACCUGUCAUACUUGCUGUUCCUAGGAGCUACAGACAACAGCUUCCGAAGUUUUAGCUCUCUGCUAGUAUACAGUAUCCGCACUCACAAGGUUUGUGCUAGAACACUAUGACUUCCAGUGAUGCACGUGGUACAGACAGCUGGGCUGGAUGGACACUACUUUUCCUUGUGGCUGGUAGGCAAAGAAGACUGAGUAUUUCUGAAGUUUCCAGGAGGAUGGUCUCUAGAGGAAUGUGCUGACACCUGAUGUUGCAUUCUAACCUAACACACACACACAAACACACACAAAACCCCCCUGUAGUUCCAACUGAGCUUUGUCAUUUUUUUCACAACAUUCGUGGGUUUUUUCUGUGACUCAUCUCAGUGACUGAAUUGAAGAGUCUAGUAAGUGUGACAAAGAAAUGUUUCUUGCAAAACAUCUAUGUAGCCCAGCUUGUAUUUUACGAGCUUUUACCCCAGAUACUAUCCCUUGGGRACUACAAUUUUCCCUUGAAUCGCUGAAGAGCAGCUUGUACCACCACUUAUGGACUUGGCAAAUUUGACCCACUGGAAAGAGGAAACUAACUGUGCAGGGGUACUGAUAGAGGUUUUGCUCAAGUAAAGAACUUCAGGACUGAAUCCCAGACUCCUGAAUCUUGAGAUUUUUUUUUUUUUUUAAAUUCAUCUAGGAUCUAAUCCUACAAGCCUUAAUUCAUGCUAUUUCCCCUUAGUCACAGGAGAGGUUCCAUGGAUUUCAGUGGGUCUGCUCAUGCAGAUAGCUCUUACAGGUAUAAGAGCUUAACAAAGCUUUUUCCAUCCUGGAAAUGAUUACUUCCUUUUACCAGGUGAUUCAGAGGGAAAAAUUAUGAUUGCAGCUACUUUUGUUUUACAUUUGAGUGGCAACUACAGUCAAUCAGAAGUGUUACUUAGAAUCUAAAGGAGGCAAGAGUUUUGAUGUAGUGAAUAAUCAUUUUUAUUUUUUAUUAAUUACUAACCUUGGAUGUUUUUGAACUAGUAGAAGAGCUGCUGGACAAAACAGUUGGAGCUAUGAGUGUUUAAAUUCUGAUGUUUCUGUGAAAUUCUCAGAUUGUUYAUUUCUAUAAAAUAUAUCCUUACAGUUUUUUUGUAAAAGAAARUAUUAUCCUUAUUUAUCACUGAUAUCAUCAUGAGCAGAGUUAAUAAAUACUGCGAGCAAGAUAAAACUGAAAACACAAGUGUUGCGCUGUCUUUUUACUUUUAUCUCUUGGUGUUUAAUAUUAUAUAUUCCUAAACUUCACCCACUGUAUUUGAGACACCACUACUGAAAACAAUUAUCCUUCAUCUCUUUUGAAGAUGAGGCACUGAGUGUCUUGAAUGAUUGGGUACAGAUAUUGUACCUCCCAAAAUUCUGUAUCUCCAUCAGMGGUGUCUGACUGUUCAAUGUUGCAAUUUAAACAACGCAGAAUACAAGUGGAGCUUACAGUGCAUAAUAUUUUACACCAGUUCCGCAGUGUUGAAAUUGUGUGUUUGUUCUAAAGGCWAAAUUAAAGAUACCUCAGCCAUGAGCUUCUUACCCUCCUAGUCUCGCAUGAAUCCAUCAAAUGUUGUACCUGAUCCUUACAUGACUGUUACAUUCUGCAACAGAACUACUUAGUACCUACUCCUAARAUCUGGAUAUAUUGUAAUGUCCUAUAUCACAUGUUAAAGGUAUGUACUUCGUGUAUCUGAAAAGUGAAUGUAUUACAAAGGUGACAUAACAGGUCCAAUUCUGUCUUACGGAUCCAUUAUCUUUCUGUGAAUUGGAAGGAGGUUCCAUUGACUUCAGUGGGAGUUUCGUUCAUGCCCUCUAAGCAGAGUUUGGAGCCACUAUGGCAAAUUCUCUGGCUUAAAUGGCAAGUUCUACAAGUAAUUGGGCCAGUUGCUUACCAGACAACAGAUUUACACGAAGUGUAUUACAAUAAACUUGUCAAACAAUGUUCAUUAUUUGACCUCUGUAAUGUGGUAAUACAAAACCAAGGCAUCAUCCCAGCAUCAURCACCUUGGCUUUGCUUUUUGCCUCUCAAAUACCAGCAGACAAAGCUGUUGUCUCAUAAUUGUUUAUAAAGUGCUCCCACAGAGACUAUAAUGACAGAAUUCACGUGUCUCCCUUCAGGAAUUUGUAUGGUUGCUUUUAACCAUAUCACCAGUGACGCAGGCGUCAUGCUUUUGUUGCUUGAUCUUAUUUACUCCGCAUGCCAAAUGUUAAUAUGGUACCACUACUAUUGUCAGAAGAGAAUCUAUUUUUAUUUCUUUACCUGUGUAGUCACAGCUGCCCUGUAUUGCUUUUGUAUGUGUGUAUGUGUGUGUGUGUGUGUGUGUGUGUGUGCUGCUGGGAAAUGAUGGUACUCAAGGUGGCAUGACUGUGCCCAGGAAAAGAGUGUUUGAACAGCUAGACAGGAAUGGUAUGUUGCAUGAGUUUUCUGAAAGUGUGCUUUAUUCAGGAGAACCCUUAAAAUGCAUUAAAAAGCAGUUUGUUUUCUAUUCUCAAGUUUGUUUUGAUACU